Molecule: messenger RNA, 2751 nt
Organism: Anas platyrhynchos (mallard)
Lineage: Eukaryota; Metazoa; Chordata; Aves; Anseriformes; Anatidae
Product: long-chain fatty acid transport protein 6
Biological process (GO): long-chain fatty acid import into cell; long-chain fatty acid metabolic process
Cellular component (GO): plasma membrane; endoplasmic reticulum membrane
Molecular function (GO): long-chain fatty acid-CoA ligase activity; long-chain fatty acid transmembrane transporter activity
Source: RefSeq, a predicted model, not a curated record
AGACACUUGCAGCAGUCAGGUCCUGCAGCCUGUCUGGGCCACCAUGGGGCUGCCUCAGUGUCCCCCCUGGAAGCCCCCAGGGGGCCAGGAUGGCAGCCUUCCAAUGGUUGGGGCUGGGCAGGAAGCAGAGCCCAGUCCAGUGGCACUGGGCACCUGGCCAGCCUUGGUCACUGCUAGCGAGGGCUGCCCACAGUACACAUAGCUGUACUGCCCACCCUGCCUGCCCUGCUUGCCUGCCGGUCACUUCCCUACAGGACAGCGAGCUGAGAGGCUAAAGAAAUAAAGAACGAGAGACCUGAGGUGUCCGGGUGGAGAACUAUAAAAUCAAAGAGGUGCUCAAUAUGUUAUGACAUAAUUAAGAUCUCAAUUUUCAUUAAAAAAGAAGUGUUUUAAACCCUUGUGACUGCAGUGGGAAAGUUUAAAAUAAACAAACAGGAAUAAAGCAGAGAGACAUGGCAUGCAUGUGGCUUUCAACAGUUGCUGGAGGAAUACUGACACUGUUUGUUUCUCUGAAGAUUUUUUUUCCAUAUUUCUGGGAGGAUCUGGUCUUCUUCUUGAAGCGGAAGAGGUUAAAAUCAAUGAUAAAGAAACGGGCCAAAAAUGGAAUUCUCACCAUAAUUGAUCUUUUCACACACAGAGUGGGAAAGAUACCCCACAAGCCAUUCCUCAUCUAUGAAGGGAAUGUGCAUACCUAUGAGGAUGUGGACAGGAGGAGUAACAGGGUAGCCCAGGUCUUCCUACAAUAUGGGGCUUUGAAAAAAGGCGAUACUGUGGCCCUGCUGAUGUGUAAUGGACCUGACUUCAUUCAUGUGUGGUUUGGACUGGCAAAACUGGGCUGUGUGGUGGCUUUCCUCAACUUCAAUGUCCGCUCCAGAUCUCUCCUGCACUGUUGUAAUACAUGUGCAGCAAAAGCAGUGGUGAUAGGAGAAGAUUGUUUGGGAUCAAUAGAGACUGAGUUUAUUUUUCAUCUCUUGGAAAACAAUAUUACUGUCUGGCUAAUGAGCACCAGUUCUCCUUUCCCUCGUGUUGGCACUAUACUGGACAAGCUAGACAAAGUCCCUGAUCACCCUGUUUCGUCUCACCUUAGAGCUGCCAAUAAUGGAAAAUGCACAGCCAUGUAUAUCUUCACAUCGGGAAGUACAGGUUUCCCAAAAGCUGCUAUCAUCACUCAUCUAAGAGCCCUAUCUGCCUGCUUAGCAUUUAUUCAGUGUGGAGCAACUUCUCAGGAUAUUAUGUAUCUCACUCUUCCUUUGUACCACAUCAGUGCUUCUCUUCUUGGCAUUGGUGGAUGCAUUGAAUUAGGUGCAACUUGUGUUUUGAAGAAGAAAUUUUCUGCAAGCCAGUUUUGGAAUGACUGUAGAAAAUACAAUGUGACAAUGUUUUUGUACAUUGGGGAGCUCUGUCGCUACCUUUGUAACCAGCCCAGGGUAAAUUCUCCUUUACAAAAAGAAGGGGACAGAGUUCACAAAGUACGCAUUGCUCUAGGAAAUGGUAUAAGACCUGCUGUCUGGAAAGAAUUCCUGAUGAGGUUUGGCCCAAUUAAAAUAUUUGAAUUCUAUGGAUCCACAGAAGGAAAUGUUGGUUUCUUUAACUACACAAAUAAGAUAGGAGCUGUGGGACGUGCUGGCAUCUUCUCAAAGUUCCUACACUCUUUUGAGUUGUUGAAAUAUGAUAUCUCAAAAGAAGAACUUAUGAAGGACAAGCAUGGAAGGUGUAAGAAAGCACAAAUAGGUGAACCUGGUCUUCUGGUUACUCAAGUUACUCGGGAAGCCCCAUUUUCUGGAUAUGUUGGAAACAAUGAGGCCUCUGAGAAGAAACUCCUACGUAACGUGUUUGUGAAAGGAGAUGUAUAUUUUAAUACAGGAGAUCUCCUAGUGAUGGAUGACAAUGGCUUCCUCUAUUUCACUGACCGAGUGGGAGACACUUUCAGGUGGAAAGGAGAAAAUGUUGCCACUGUAGAAGUUGCUGAAAUUAUCACUAUGAUGGACUUCAUUCAAGAAGCUAAUGUUUACGGUGUAAACGUUAAAAACUGUGAAGGAAGAAUAGGGAUGGCAGCUGUUGUGCUUAAACCCAACCAAGCCUUUGAUGGAGAAAGACUUUAUAAGCAUCUUGUGGACUUUCUUCCAAGUUAUGCCCGCCCACGCUUUGUGAGAAUCAUGGAUGCUAUGCAAAUUACACCAACUUUCAAGCAUCAGAAAAUGCAUUUGGUGGAUGAAGGAUUUAAUCCAGAAAUUAUAUCUGAACCUUUGUAUUUCUUGCAUGAACCUUCAUGUUCCUAUGUUCCUUUGACAAGAGAGAUAUACAAAAAUGUGGCUUCUGGUGAAAUAUGUUUGUAAAGUAUAAAAAUAAAAAUGUUCUACAAUAUAGAAAGCAAAUUUUAAACAUACUACUGCAAUAAUUUCAAGAAAAAUCUAUACACAAUGUUUGUUCUAAAACCAUAAAAUGAUCAAGUUAGUCUUUCUGUGAUAGUUUGCUCCUUCAUAAUACCGACCCACAAGUUAUUUGCAUCAUUUAAGCUGCAUUGAAUCUGUUCAUGUUGCUUCCAAUGGCUGCACAUAGAAAUUUUUAUUUUACACAUCUUGUUGAUUAAAAUUAUUUUUGUCUAAGACAUCAGUAUCUUAAUUUAUUUGAAUGUUUUACUGCUUUAGAUCAUGAUAUUGAUUCUGCUUUUAGAAAGCAGAAAAUAUUAGAUGUCAAAGAAAUUAAUAAAAUACAGAAUGCGCACCAACAAAAUACUUCACAGGUACUACA